CGCGUGGUCCAAAGAUUAUCUAGCGAUCUUGGGCCCCUUACCAAAUCUUAAUCUUUAGCCGAAGAGGAAAAUAUAGGGAAAAAAAAAAAAAUCAAGAGCGGGUAAAAGAACUGCGCAAAGCUUUAAUGGAGACGGGACCAAGCCCAGACUUCCUGAUCCAUAGGAUCUCAUUUUCUGGUCCGCAAACCGUGCUCCAACUUUCACUUUACAUAGCAUGAUUUAUUUAAAACACCACGCCUGUCACUUUCCUCGAGUCUCGCUUUGACCCUUGGACUUCUCUCCUUGUAACCUCAGUUCAGGGUGAUGAACCAUGUUUGCUCUACUACGACUGGCACACCUACUAACCGGCGAUGGUGCUGGCAAAGGGCACCUUGCCGGUCGCUCAAUGGAGGAACCAGUCGAGGGUAGUGAUAAAGCCGGGUUCAUCGCCAUGGGAGUGAUUGCACUCUUUUCGUUCAUUGCGGCCUUUGGCCUAUUGUCUUUCCUUACCUACCGCAUGAUUUUCUGGCGUCGAUACUAUAAACGGCCUCUUUCGGAGAACCAAUACGUCGUCCUGAUUUACAACCUUCUUAUCAUCGAUAUUCAACAAGCAACAGCGUUUUUAAUAUGUCUCCACUGGCUUGCAAAAGGCCAUGUCUACUAUCCUAGUGCACCCUGCGUCCUUCAAGGGUGGUGGAUCCAAACGGGUGAUCCUGGAAGUGGUUUGUUCGUGUUGGCGAUUGCACUUCACACGGGUGCUGUCGUGCUACGAGGCCGACAAUUACCGUACCCGUUAUUUGUGGCUAGUGUCGUUGGACUGUGGUUAUUUAUCAUCAUUCUGGGAUUGGUCCCCGUCGGGAUGUUUGGGUCUGAGACCUUUGUGAUCUCCGAGGCCGGCUGGUGCUGGAUCGGACCGGCCCAUGAGACCGAACGUCUUUAUGUACACUACCUAUGGAUUUUCCUUUCCGAAUUCGGCACCGUCGUUCUCUACGGCAUCAUGUUCUUCUACCUGCGACGCCGAAUGAAGCAGUCCGCCACGCUCCGACAAAAUCACCAGGAGAACCUGAAGCGAUUGAACCGAGUUGUCAUUUACAUGGUUAUCUACCCGCUUGUAUAUCUCGUGCUUUCUCUUCCGCUGGCCGCCGGGCGUAUGUCGACGGCACGACAUGUCGUCCCUAGCCGAGCGUAUUUUGCCGUGGCCGGAUCGCUGAUGGCACUGUCGGGAUUCGUGGAUGUGCUUGUGUACACACUCACGCGCCGCCACUUGCUGCUGGAGACGGAGCUCAGCACUACGGAUCAGAUGUACGCCUACACGGAGUCUCAAGCAUACCAAACCCACAUUACUACCGGCGAUGGCAAAAAGAUGCGCGUCAAAUCCCGGUUCCGCCGCAACAAUGGCAUGCAGACGAUCGACGACACGGUCAACGACAACCGCGAUUCCUCCACCGAAGACAUUGUGCGCAAGACCGACAUGGAGCUUGCCGAGCUGGGUCAUGGCGUGUACCAAGAAACGACGAUUGAGAUUUCGCACGAGCCCGCGGACCCGGAAGAGUUUCAGAAGAGGGGACGAGUAAGCGGUUGAUGUGAGCGGUGGAUAUGCAGCCCAGAGGGG
This is a messenger RNA of Aspergillus sclerotioniger CBS 115572, 1591 nucleotides long. It is a transcript of the gene gprD, whose product is annotated as protein gprD. Lineage: Eukaryota; Fungi; Ascomycota; Eurotiomycetes; Eurotiales; Aspergillaceae. Gene Ontology annotation, cellular component: plasma membrane. Gene Ontology annotation, biological process: adenylate cyclase-activating G protein-coupled receptor signaling pathway. The transcript has 2 exons. The record is from RefSeq and is a predicted model, not a curated record. Gene Ontology annotation, molecular function: G protein-coupled receptor activity. The coding region runs from base 311 to 1561 and encodes 416 amino acids.